AUGUUCCGAGUCAAAGUUAUAACCCGUAAAUUAGAUGGAGCAUCGUACGAAAAUAGCGAGCCAACACUUGCCCAUUCUAAGGUAGAAUCCAAGGUACUUUAUCCGUUAUUCAUAAUAGCUGGAUCUUAA
Messenger RNA from Babesia microti strain RI, 129 nucleotides. RefSeq lists its product as hypothetical. Bases 1 to 129 code for a protein of 42 amino acids. The transcript has a single exon. The record is from RefSeq and is a predicted model, not a curated record. NCBI's taxonomy places the organism in Eukaryota, Apicomplexa, Aconoidasida, Piroplasmida, Babesiidae.